Molecule: messenger RNA, 750 nt
Organism: Fusarium poae
Lineage: Eukaryota; Fungi; Ascomycota; Sordariomycetes; Hypocreales; Nectriaceae
Exons: 2
Coding region: 1-750 (249 amino acids)
Source: RefSeq, a predicted model, not a curated record
AUGGAAAGUUCGAGUGAUGAGCUAGACUCUUCAAGAACGGAGCCAUGUCCUCCCACGUAUCCCUCAUCGGCAAAUAUUUCCUUUAGAUUUGGUACUCGAACCAUUCAAGCCAACGGAACCACAUUCGAUCACUAUCAUCCCAAUGUUCUACGUCUGAGGAUCCAUCAUUCUUCUUUUGAUCGAUUUAUCAAGUCGUUAUUCUCCUUCAUCUCAAGUGCAAUUGGUACCUGGAUCCAGGGCAGAUUCCCAGAAUGGUUCCUCCCCGAAAAGAUUGUCCUGAAAAUUGAAAAGGAUAAUUGGGAGGACGAAUUCAAUCAGGAAGUCGUGGCAUACGACAAACUACGGUCUAUACAAGGUAUUGUAAUACCCAAGUUUUACGGCAUGGUCAACUACAACGACAGGCGAGCCUUGGUUCUUUCGGAUCUGGGGGGACACCCCCUCGCAACACCAGAGGGUGCAGUAUUGAACAAAACCGAUCUUGAACCUCUAUUGUACCAGGCUUUGACAUCUCUUACUGAAUUGGGUGGUUAUCACGAUGACACUAAACUCGACAACUUUCUUCUCGUGACUGGAGAAAAGGAUAAAAUCAUGAUAGUGGACUUGGAGUCGGCAGGUUUUGAGCUGUCUGAAGAGAGACUUGCCUUUAUAGCAAGAAGCAGAAUUGCUUGGCUGAUUCAGCAAUAUGAAGACCAUUUGGAAUGUAUGGAAUAUGAUGGCGUGCUCCUACCACAGCGGCCUGUUAGAGCGUAA